AUGUCGUUUCCUCGCGCAUGGUUUGAGGCAAUUGCGGUGCUGGAUGUAGAUACCGUUCAACGGAUGCUGCCACAAUGCGCUAAAAUGGUUGACGAUCACGGUGAGACAGGCCUGAUGAAAGCUGUACGUCUCAGAUACCCCGUUCUAAUCAAAUUACUGGCACCGUACGAGGCGGGCAUGACGAAUAAUAGGGGGCAGACUGCACUGAUGCUUGCUGCGCACUUUAACUAUGCAGAAGGCUGCAAGAUGCUCCUUUCGGAUGAAGGCAAUAUCCAUCUUUCAAGUAAGCGGUGCUGCCUGAUUGUUGCUGCUGUUGCAAAUGCAGGAGACGCUGUGCGUGCGAUUCUACCUCUGCAUCGCUACACAGCAGAUUCUCUGGGGGCCACUGCUCUUGUCUAUGCGGCUGAGCGUGGGCACCUGAACAUAGUACGGAUUCUCUUGGAGGAGGGGGACACAGCCUCACCCGCCCCUGAUGCCCUCAGAUCCCUUAUUGUGGCUGUUCUCUGUGAACGGAAGGAGACAGCAUUGUAUUUAUCACGUUAUAUGGCCAAUUUCAUCACAACCGCCCAGCCAGCACUGGAGGGUCUAUCCUCUCCCCUAUCUGCACCUUGUGUCACUAACCCUAUAGAAGCUGCACAUGACCAAAUAAAUAUGACACGGGGACAAUGCCUCAGUGGAUCUGAACCGCAUAGCAACCAGUUGCUCUUUGGCAAUGGAAGCAAGUUAGGUGACUCUCCACAAGUGCUGUCUCCCAUACCUGCAUCUCCACAGUUGGUGCCAUACGUGUCUCAAUUAGCUACACAACACCCUACUUUCAACUCUAAGGCACCACAGGCCAUAAGGCCAGAGGUACCCAAUACCUCUAUUCGCGGUCAAUCAACGACCACUCGGAGAGCACCAGAUAUAUCUCUUCUGCCCAAAGCCCUGGACAGCGUUGCGGUUUUAACUUCCUCAUAUGUUCAUCCUGUCUCCCGGGACGUAAGGAUAACAGGACCAGUUCGAGCAUCUUCUACGCGCUCCCGUCCUAUUCCACGUGCCAUUGAAGAGUAUGAGUCGCCAUCAUCAUCUAUGCUUGCUGCUGAUACGCGGCGAGCAGCCGAUCUCUCUAGACUCUCACCAUCUACACUCAAUAAUAGAUCUCUAGCUUAUAAUAAGCAGGACACCAGAUUGACAUUUUCUUUACCUGCUAGACAUCAACAAGAGCCCGGGCUCAAUCCAUCGAUUAACUCUCUGCACCUCAACUGUCUUCCUGGCCUCACAGCUCUGAUGACAGCGGUCAUAACCGGCCAGAACCAGCUGAUUCCUCACCUUGCCCAAACUGACGCGGGCUCUAAAACUAUUGAUGGUUGGACAGCGCUCAUGUUUGCGGUUCUUUAUAACAAACUGGAGUCACUACCAACCCUUGCAGCGACUGAGGCAGGGCUGCAGAACAACGCUGGGGAAACAGCAUUGAUGAUAGCGGCUGUACACAAUAGAACGUCUGCUAUUAUUGACCUUAUGCAUAAGGAGUCCAGAAUACAGGACAGAACUGGGAAAACUGCUUUGAUACACGCCGUUGAAAGAGGGAAUUAUGAGGCUGCGCGGAUGCUUUCGGACAACGAGCACUCCAUGGUUGACUUCUCAGGCCACACAGCAUUUCUGUAUGCAUGCAAUAAUGGAUAUGAAAAGAUAGCGCAAUUAUUAGUGGGUUUGGAAGGCAAUAAGGUUGAUCCAACAGGACAGACGGGGCUUAUGAUCGCUGCCGAGAAAAAUCAUGUAGAGAUACUCAAGCUGCUCGUCCCCGUCCAAACGCGGCGGAAAAGCAAUGCUGGAAUCACGGCUCUGAUGCUUGCAGGAUACCAUGGUCACAUGGAAUCUGUAUCUAUAUUGCUAAGUGCAGAAGCACAAGAGGUUAAUGAGAAUGGAGCAACAGCUUUAAUGAUUGCCGCCAUGGCUGGUAACGUGGAUGUCUGUAGAGUGUUGCUAGCGCCAGAGCAUGGUCUUCAGAACCUUCUAGGACAAACAGCCCUCAUGCUGGCAGCGGCAAAAAACCACCAGCAACUUGUUAACUUCCUGAUUCCUUAUGAAUCCACGGUUCAAGACUGUGAAGGUAGAACAGCACUUAUGUACGCUGCAGAGAGUCAGUGCACUGGUGCGGUGGAGGCCUUGCUGCCUUGUGAGCACGGCUUCAGAGACAACAACGGAUGCACUGCGAUGAUGUAUGCAGCGAGGGCGGGUUCCCUGCCCAUUGUCAUGCUUCUAGCCCGAUACGAACAGCGAUUGGUGGAUACUGGAGGGCACUGUGCAUUAAUUUACUCGCUAAAGGCCCGCUGGCCCAUGAUCACUGAGUACCUACAACCACUAGAGGGAGACCUUGUCAAUCAAACAUAUACAUGA
Molecule: messenger RNA, 2376 nt
Organism: Giardia duodenalis
Lineage: Eukaryota; Fornicata; Diplomonadida; Hexamitidae
Product: Ankyrin repeat protein 1
Exons: 1
Coding region: 1-2376 (791 amino acids)
Molecular function (GO): protein binding
Source: RefSeq, a predicted model, not a curated record